AUUUUGUCUAAAUUAUUUCGGAACAUUUUUGGAUACUCAUUUUCCGUUAUUUUAAUAGUAUAUUCGUUCCCUAUUACUUCGUUAUCCCUUUCACUUCUGUAAAGAAAUCUUACUCAAAGGAUCACUUCCAAUUUGGUUUUGUUUUUUCAAUUCUCUUUUCUGUUAAAAGAACACUGGAGCUGGCUACUUCAACCGUACUAUUUGGUCACCAAACAAAUCACGACCCUUGGAUCCGUGCGCCUCGGCGCGGUACGACCUUUUCGGCCCCCGCGGGCUACCGUAGCCGAAGAAGCACUGAUUGGCUGAGACAGAAAGGAGCCGCUGCUCGGGCGGUUUCGGUUUUCGCUGCGACCGUCAGCGGAGGCCGGUUUCGAGGGGCGCCUGGAGGAGGGUUCUGGGUCCCGGCCGCGAGAUGAGGAGCCUGGGGCCAUGAGAGGUGAAGUGAUGAGUUACUCAAGUCACACAGCUAAUUAAGUAGCAGAGCUGCAAUUAGAACUCAGGUUUCCUGCCUCUCAAGAUUUGUUGCAAUGAGUCUGCGGAAGCAAACCCCUAGUGACUUCUUAAAGCAAAUCAUUGGAAGGCCAGUUGUGGUCAAAUUAAAUUCGGGAGUGGAUUACCGAGGGGUCCUGGCUUGCCUGGAUGGCUAUAUGAAUAUAGCCCUGGAUCAGACGGAGGAGUAUGUUAAUGGACAGCUGAAGAAUAAGUAUGGGGAUGCAUUUAUCCGAGGAAACAAUGUAUUGUACAUAAGUACACAGAAGAGAAGGAUGUGAAGACACCGAGGAAGCAAUUCUUUUCAUAGUUGGAAUAUAUUUUUUAUGAAAUGUUUUCUAUUUUUUGGUUCUUUUGUGAUGUAAGUUGUCCUACCUUCAUAAUAGUUGGUGGUUUGGUUUUUUUUACUGACUUUUGAGUGAGG
Molecule: messenger RNA, 913 nt
Organism: Octodon degus (degu)
Lineage: Eukaryota; Metazoa; Chordata; Mammalia; Rodentia; Octodontidae
Gene: Lsm6
Product: LSM6 homolog, U6 small nuclear RNA and mRNA degradation associated
Exons: 5
Coding region: 528-770 (80 amino acids)
Biological process (GO): mRNA splicing, via spliceosome; maturation of SSU-rRNA
Cellular component (GO): P-body; U6 snRNP; nucleolus
Molecular function (GO): RNA binding
Source: RefSeq, a predicted model, not a curated record